Limulus polyphemus (Atlantic horseshoe crab) is the source of this 1428-nucleotide messenger RNA. RefSeq names its product corticotropin-releasing factor-binding protein-like. The coding region runs from base 1 to 1080 and encodes 359 amino acids. Gene Ontology annotation, biological process: hormone-mediated signaling pathway; negative regulation of corticotropin secretion; negative regulation of corticotropin-releasing hormone receptor activity. Gene Ontology annotation, molecular function: corticotropin-releasing hormone binding. The record is from RefSeq and is a predicted model, not a curated record. Lineage: Eukaryota; Metazoa; Arthropoda; Merostomata; Xiphosura; Limulidae. The transcript is spliced from 8 exons.
AUGCACCAUCAAGAUGUGAUUGAAGAAAGGUAUACAGUGGCAGUUAUAAACCGUUUUCAAGAACUCGAAGAUGAAGGAAGUGGGAAAUGUUUUGUAGAAGCACUAGAUGAAGCAGUCAAAGAGAUUAUUCCAUUAAAAUUAAAGAAACAGAAAUGGAUGACGGAGGAAAUCCCUGGCCUCGGCUUUGAAGUGAGAAGCAGGAGACAAAAGGCUCCAGAAUCGGAAAGUUAUUAUCGCAUUGAAUCCAGUGAACCAGGAACUUGUAUGCAUUUUCGCUCAGAAGAAGGUGUCUACGAGUUUGUUUCAGACGGCACCGACACCGUGUGCGCCCUCUACAUUAUCAGUGAUCCCGAAUAUAUAGUGGAAUUUGAGUUUUACUCUAUUGACGUUAGCUGUCUUAAAGGACUGGUAGCGGUAAUAGACGGGUGGGAACUGAACGGACAGUUUUUCCCCGGGGAACAGGACCACCCAAAGGCCAUGAAGUACAGGUUCACUGAGUACUGUGGAAGAAAGAAACUUCUUAAGCCUUUCAGAACGUCACAGAAUGUAGGAUUGAUACAAUUCCACGUUCCUCGCCGUGGAGAAGGAUACACUGUAUCUGUGAGAUUUCGUCCCAAUAAAAAACCGUGCAAUGCAGUGAUGCAGUGGCCUGACGGUCUCUACACCCUAAGAAACUAUGGCAGAAACGUUAACUGUACCAUCGCUUUCAUUAUGAAACCAGAGAGGUUCCGUGUAGUGGCUGCGAGCAUUGGCACCCAGGCUUAUGGAAUCAACAUCAGCCAAUUGGACGUGGAGACCGGGCUAGUGUCUAAGUGUUCCAAGAGAGGAGUCAGUGAUUUCGUUGAGAUAAAAGGUGGAUACGGUCUUGAUCCACAGUUUAUGAUUACAGCAGCUGAUCGGUGUGGAACUUUGUCUCUACCAAGUAAAGAAGUUAUUGAUGUGGCUUGUAGCAGCACAGCAAUACGACUGGUAUCAAGUGGUCAGUAUGAGAAUUCAGUGACAGUCAGUUUUGAAGGGCUGAACGAAGAACACCUUUCUACACACACUCCAACCCUCAUCUGCCCUUUCGAAACUAUCUAAAGAUAAAAAGGGAAUCCUCUGACCAUCUCGACCACCCUGGAAGAGCUGGUCAUCUGGCGUUUUGCAAUUGUUUCGUUGGUAGAUGUUAGAUUACCCCACCUUGUCAAUGCACGUGAAUCCUUUAUUUAUUAUUAUUUUUUGUUCUGCACCUUCCCACGUGUGCAUACGCAUCUUCUCUGUUGAUGAAUGGGAGACAACAGCAAAGAUUCCUGGAGAACUGAGUUCUACAAAACCAUCUACAGGUCCAGAGAAGUCACAAACAUUCAUGUAAAAUAUGCAUUCAGUGUUUGCCUGAUGGAAGAAAACUGUAGGAAAAAGAUAUCCAAUAAAAUGUCUGUAUAUUCUUAA